This is a messenger RNA of Adineta steineri, 849 nucleotides long. The record is from the annotation of a GenBank genome assembly. Lineage: Eukaryota; Metazoa; Rotifera; Eurotatoria; Adinetida; Adinetidae.
AUGACAUCUCAACCAUUGAUAUCGUUAUGUGAUCGAUUGAAACAACGAUAUGAAAAUAAUCAACAAGAUUGGAAAUCAUUAUUUCAAGUUCAAGACAAAAAUUCUCGAGAUAUUGAAUUUAUUCGAUAUAUUGUUAAUUCUAUUAUUGAACAAGCGAAACAUAAUAUUGUUAUAUCUGAAUUACCUGAUGUGAUUCGAACAUUACAUUGUGAGGCAGAAACUAUAAUCCGAAAGAAUCGAAUGAUAACAUUAGAAGAAGCAAUGGCUCAAAUACAAAUAGCUGGUGCAAAAAAAUACCCGUAUUUAAAAAAAAUAAAACCAAUAUCUACGGAAGAUUUUGGUAAGGAAGUUAUGUAUGAAGUAUUCAAUCGUAUAGGAACUGUUAUAACUUUAGACAUGAUUGAAAAUAUUUGUCAGUUCGUCACCUGUUCUGCUAAACAAUUACUUCAUGCAAUGCCUGCAAUCGAUGUCAAUGAAACAACUUCGUUAAUUGUCGAAGAUAUAUUACGUCAUCAAGAUAAUAAUGUUUCAUCACCUACAAGUAAAGAAUGGAUGAAUUCUAAACGUCAGUCAUUAAAAUUAAUGCAAAAUUCAAAUCAAUCUUAUGAUAGAGCAAGCUCAAAUGAGCAAGAAGCUGUAUGCACUAAAAUAAAACGACCAACAAUCGCUUCAAUAUCGAAUGUGAAUAACAAUGAAAUAACCAGUGCAUUCUGUUAUUCAAAAGAUCGUCCUUUUCUUAUUGAAGCUAUGUAUAAACGAGAUCCGAAAGAAGCCAGUUUCCAUUCAGAAAUACGUCACUAUAGCAAAUAUUGUCAUCAACAUUCUGACAUCAGUGAUAAUGAAUCGUAA